Molecule: messenger RNA, 2059 nt
Organism: Centruroides sculpturatus (bark scorpion)
Lineage: Eukaryota; Metazoa; Arthropoda; Arachnida; Scorpiones; Buthidae
Product: acidic leucine-rich nuclear phosphoprotein 32 family member B-like
Exons: 4
Coding region: 957-1220 (87 amino acids)
Source: RefSeq, a predicted model, not a curated record
UUUAGAAAAUUCUAUAAUGAUUAAAACAAUAUGAUUUUGAAUUGUCUGAUUGGACAUAAAAAUAAUAUAUAUUGAAAAUAAUACUAGAUAGUACUCUGAACGUGUCAUAUGAAUAUUUGUUUGAGGUGAAGUUUUCUUUUUCUCAUCAUGCAUAUUAUCUAUGGAUUUAGAAAAGAAGAAAAAGAUUUUAAAUUAGAAAAUAAAACAAUAAAACAAAAUUGGCUAAAAUUUGAUACUUUUGUGAUAAAUUUUCACUAUUUUUUUUCUAACUUAUAUUAUUAUUGAUGUUACAGAGAGAUGCUCUGACCCAUCUAUAAUUUUAAUUCCUUUUGUCAGGAAUGAAACAUGUAUAGAUUUUAUGCCUAUUAUGGUAGAAAAUUAAUUGUGUAGAAAUUAAUUUAUAAAAUAAUAAUAUUUAUUUCAUUACAUGAUUAUAAUAUGAUGUCUUCAACUUUAUGUACUCUAGUCUCCUUUUUUUUUAAUGCAUAUAAAUGAUGUGUUAAAAUGUGCCUAUCACUUGUCACUAUGAUCUCAAAUAUAAAGAGAUUUUUGAUAUAUUUUAUGUGAAUUUUUCAAUAGAAGAUUAAUUUUGAAUUGUAUGAUUAUAUUGGGACUAUCCUGUACUCAUUGAAGUAAUAAUAAUAAAUAUAAUAGGUUUAUAGUUAACUACAAUUAAGCUCAUCAGAGAUAUGUAUAUGAGGUAAGCUCUCUUUUCUUGUGCAAAAGAGAGAGAAUUUUCAGCAACUAAUACUAAAUAAUUUAUAAUUUUACUUAAAAAUUUAAAUGAGAAAAUUGAUGACAAUUAACCAUCAAUAAAAUUUAAAAUAUUGAAUAAUUUUUAAAAAAUAUUAAAAAUGCUGAACGUUUAGAAUGUUUUUUAAACGACCUUUUUGUGUGGGCAAUAAUUUUACAAUCAAAAUUAUUUGGUCCUAGGAAAUGAAGAUGAUGAAAAUGAUAUGGAUGGAGAAUGUGACAGUGAUGUAGAUGAAGAAGAAGAUGGAGAAGAUGAAGAGGAAGAUGAUGAUGUAAAUGUUGAUGAUGAAGAGGAAGAAGGAGAUGAUGACGACGACGAUGAUGAUGUUGAUGAAGAUGCCGAUGAUGGAGAGGAAGAGGAAGAAAGUGAAGGUGAAUUUAACCCAGAUGAUGAUGAGGAUGAAGAAGAUGAAGCAGAUGAUGCAACAGCGAGGGGGCAAAAACGGAAAAGAGAUGAUGAAGAUUGAGAGUUGUUUAAUGGAGUGAAAAGAACUGUUAACACUCCUAGAAUUCAUUGUACAGCUAUAGUAGAUACAUCAAGAAGGACCUCAAUCAUUUCUUUCCUAGGAUUGCCAAGCACAGAAUCUAUUUACAUAGGGUAGGAUUUUAUUAUAUUUUCCUCCCUAUGAAAGAACUGUAAUUGAGGUUUUCCUUUUGCCAUUAGAAGACAUCUGUGCCUGGCAGUCAUUUAGGAUGUGAAGUUCAAGGACAUUUUCCUACCAUUGCACAAGGCUGAUAUUUUAAUAAUAAACUGUACAGUUUGGGUUCAUAAUUCUCAUUUGCUUAAAAUUGUUUAACAUAGAACCAUUCCUUUGCUGUGUUUUAUGAUUUUGUGUGUUUCAUUAUGUUGUGCAUUGUGUAAUAUAUUAUGCACCAAGUCCUCUAUCAUUCAUCAUAUACAUUACAGAAUCGUUACUUCAUAAACAUUAAUAAUAAAUUCAUAUUAAUUUAAUCAGAACAAACCUUUAUAAAUCUUUAAAAUGCAAAUUUAAAAUGUAAGAUAUAGUUUCAUUGAAAUUUUAUCAAACUGUUUUUAUCAUAUUGAUUUAACAGAUUGAUAAAGAAUUUCAAUGAAGUCAUGCUAGAAAAUUUAAAAUUUAUCAAUAUUAAUUUCCUAUUAAAAUACUGGAAAUGUUCCAUAAUAAUCAUACCUUGUGCAUUAGUAUGGAGUUUAUUAUUGCACUGAAAUUUUACAGAUAUUUGAAACGAUCCGUUUUCAGCCUUGUGUUAUGAAAUAAUGAGCGGCAUUAGAAAUAAAAUCUUUGUAUUUCAGUUCUUGUUGAAUAAAAAAAUUUUUACAAUAUGA